AUGCAUCCUCCUCCCCCAUACUACCUCCUUCCGACCGACGAAGAGCUUGUCAACGGCUAUGUAGAUGAAGAACUGGGAUCCCCAACAUCACCCCUCGUUUCAUCAGUGUCCCGAUCAUGGCCUCCUCAUAUUCCAUACGGAAAAUACAAGGGCUCGUCGAUUGGCGGACUAUUCAAAUUCUCUCAAACAGGCUGGUCAAAGCGGAGGCUCAACCACAGAUUUCAAAGAGUUUGCUUGCGAAAACACCUUGUUCUUCUUCUUUCUGGUGCAGGUAUCGCCAUCAUCGUGCUCUCGAUUUUUUAUAUCGGGCUUGUCUCGUCUGCUUUCAUCCCUGUCUCUGUUUUUUUUGGAGCUUCGACAUCGGGAGAUGCAUCGAAUCUCCCUCCACCUAUGCUAUCCCACUCCCUUCUCCGCGGAGAUUGCCUCGAAGCAUGGGUCGCUCGUGGCGAAGUAUGCAAUCAUCUCGACCUUAGCUCGGUUGAGGUCUUGGACGCAGUCUGGUCGUGGGUCAAUGGCAGCGAUCCCCGACACCAGGCCUCGCGAUCGUUUUGGGAUGACAAACCGGUCGAAUAUUCUGUCGCAGUCACUCAGCAGCCAUCUUCGUCAGUAAGACAGGUCCCUUCCUCGCAGGCGGCGCUGGACGAGGCGCCAAAAUCUGCUCUCAGAAAGGAUAAGCGUGCCGAAAGCCGCUCGCCGCCUUCUAAGCGACUCAGCCGUCAAUCUAUGCCGAAUACACAAAUCAACGAAAAAUGGUUCCGGGAUCACGACGAACUGCGCUAUUCGAUGCGUUCGGUGUAUCAGCACUUGGCACCUUACCUUCGUACCGCACACAUUUUGGCUACUGACUUCUCACAUCCGUUCGUUGCCCCCGCCGUUUUGGCUCGCUCUCGACCCUCGGCAUCCAAUCAAUUUAUUGACAUCGACGGCCACGUGAAUUCGUCCCUUGUCGGGGUUUUUGAUGUCUUCGGGAACCCUGAUAGCGCAACCAAUGGGAGCUGGAGGGAGGGUCAAUGGCCCCAAUGGCUAGACGCGGACAGUGAAUGGAUGAGGAAAGAAUCCGAUAGCGGAUGGAAGGGGGGGGUGCGCGUGCACCAUCACUGGAAUUUAUUCUCUGUUCCCCCCAAUUUGCGACGGCAAGAGAACGGUAAGGACGAUUUGUCGACCAAUGAAAGCAGCGUUGUCGACGAACUCCACUGGAAGGAGCGCGUCCUGCCUACGUUCAACAGUUUCGCUAUCGAGUCGCAGAUAGCCAACAUUCCAGGCUUGAGUGAAAACUUCAUCUACAACAACGACGAUUUCUUUCUCGGCCUGGAUCUGUCGCUGUCCGACUUUGUCACUCCCUUGUUCGGCACCGUGUUUAGGAUGCUUGGCGAACUUCGUGUGGAACCCCUGGAGAACAGCAGGGCCGACCCGAGCGGCGAGUGGCGCGCGUUGCAUAGAAGCAACUGGGUCCUAACCACCAAGACCCUUUCGACCCCGCUACUCCAGGAGGCGCGCAUGAUGUUUCCUGAAGCUUUUGCUCUGACCGCUACCCAUCGGUUUCGGGCGAAGGGGCAUGACAUCAAUGCUGUAUUUCUCACCAACCAUAUGACUGUGGAACGGCACAGGGAGGCACUGCUGUGGAGUUUUGUCGUUGCUCGCGGCGAUAAAAACGCGGAUGGAAUCUUGGAUGAGGCAGAAAUAACGGACCUCAUGUCCAUCGUUGAACAUGGCACCACAAAUGCUCAGAAGCCUAAAGUGGUCACUCUUCCCUUUCGCAAAACCCUCCAUGAUGGAAGAUCGGAUUCCAUUCUGAAAUCUGUGGGGCUUCCAAGACCAGAGCGGACGGGUUACCUCUUUUCCUCUCGCGACGGAUAUCCAUAUAUCGGCGGCUUAAAUGGAUUCACGAAACACAGUGUCUCCACUUACCCUGACAUGUCGCGUAAAGAUGCCCCGAAACUAUGCUCGCUGAACAUCGACCAGUGCUUCCCCAUCGAAGGAAAUACUACUCAGGCCGAUACCUUAUUCAAGAGGUUAGCUUUCGAACAGCCAAAUUGUGGAGAUUGUCUCAUCUAUCAUCUUGUGAAUCUUUCAGGAGAUCUUGGGCUAUCUGCAUUUCUUCCACCUGCCGAGUCUCAGUUCCCCGUCAAUACAUCGACCGUGAACUCUGUCGUCGAGCCCACACCGUUCCUUCCUCUGUCCACCGAAUGGGGCGGUAGCAAUUUCUCGCUCUCUAACGUUGCUUUCGAAACUGGCUGGCCAGGGAAUAGUCGACGCGAAUUUGCCAUGCGUCUUAUUCAACGUUACUCGUAUAUCAUGGGCUCUUCCCCAAUAGAAUUUGCCGCUCUCAAGACACCAAAGCAAGCUGCUGAAACAAUAGGGAACCUGAACAGGACUGAGAAUGCAUUCAUCUGCGUGAACGACGAUAUCACGAGCGGGCAGGAGCAGAUAAGCAAAACAUUUAGCAGCUGGCUUCAUUUUGCAUUUCCAGACGCGCUGCCUUAUGAAUUAGCUGAUUAG
This is a messenger RNA of Heterobasidion irregulare TC 32-1, 2499 nucleotides long. RefSeq lists its product as uncharacterized. Gene Ontology annotation, biological process: carbohydrate phosphorylation; N-glycan processing to lysosome. The record is from RefSeq and is a predicted model, not a curated record. The coding region runs from base 1 to 2499 and encodes 832 amino acids. Gene Ontology annotation, cellular component: Golgi apparatus. Lineage: Eukaryota; Fungi; Basidiomycota; Agaricomycetes; Russulales; Bondarzewiaceae. The transcript is spliced from 9 exons. Gene Ontology annotation, molecular function: UDP-N-acetylglucosamine-lysosomal-enzyme N-acetylglucosaminephosphotransferase activity.